GAAGAUUAUGACGCCCCCAACGUUUUUCCGUGGAAACAAUUGCUCCUUGGAAUUUGUUUGAUCGAUUUUACUUAGUCAGUAGUACGUACACUUAUUGUUCUUCUUCAAUAUCUCGUACGAAAGUUCCGACUCGAAACCAAGAACCUGGCAACUUCGGAUGGACGUUCGAGAGUUUACUGAAGUAUAUCAAUCGUAGUACGCAAUGGUAGGUUGUUUCUGGAUCAUCGCCUCCCUGACUUUGUUUCGAUUCGAUUUUUCGAUUGGAUUCGGAGCAUCGUCCCACCGACGGAAGAGCCAAGAAGCCCGCCUUUCCCGCAGCAGCAUGCCACCGCAGAUGGGAACUACGGCUCMCGGGUCCGAUGCCGCGGGCGCCAGCGCAACCGCCACCGGUGAUCCCGUCCUUCCGGAGUGGGUUCGAGCCGGAAGCGACAACGGGGACUGGGGAGAAAAGCUCGAGGUACCGGAAUGGAAGGACGACGGAGGCGCCUACCGCGCUUCCAACGGCUGGAGGGGCAGGGACCUGGUCCACGACCGGGACUCGCCCGUCCGCGUCCUGGACUACUACGUCGCCUAYGGGGGGGGCAUWYSCCAGGACCACCACAGCGACGAGAAAACCCUCUACAAGACCUUUGCCAGGGGCGGGGUUGGCACCACCCUCACCGGGAUCGUCCACUUUACGAGCCGGGCCGAGAGCCACAAGGGCUACUGCCACGGGGGGAGCAUGUGUGGCAUCAUGGAUGACGUCCUUGGUUGGAUCGGUUUCCUGGCCACGGGGGAGUGCCUCCCCUGGAGCGGGUACACCGUCCAGGUGAACUCCAGCCUCCAAAAGCCCGUAAGGGUCGGUUCGUUCCUGAGGGUCCGGGCCGAGAUCGUCGGCAUCGAGCGGCGCAAGGUAUCGAUCGAGGCCACCAUCUCGGACCCGGCCGCAGAAAGACCGGGCCUGGCAGAGGGAGGGCGCGAUCCUUCAAUCCAUGCCACCGCCACCGGUCUCACGAUCCUCAACCGCGGCGUCCUCUGCGAAGACCGGAAAGGGUAGCUGCCGAAACCACCCCAUUGAUGGAAGAAACGAAAGGCGCAGCGGGCUCGGUUGCUCGGGAAUGCAACGGAUUCUUGCCAUGCAAUGAUUCAAGCAUCUAAUAAAACGGGAAAGGUUGU
Messenger RNA from Pseudo-nitzschia multistriata, 1155 nucleotides. The record is from the annotation of a GenBank genome assembly. Lineage: Eukaryota; Bacillariophyta; Bacillariophyceae; Bacillariales; Bacillariaceae.